This is a messenger RNA of Pyrus x bretschneideri (Chinese white pear), 4566 nucleotides long. Its product is annotated as serine/threonine-protein kinase RUNKEL. Lineage: Eukaryota; Viridiplantae; Streptophyta; Magnoliopsida; Rosales; Rosaceae. Gene Ontology annotation, molecular function: ATP binding; protein kinase activity; microtubule binding. Gene Ontology annotation, biological process: cytokinesis by cell plate formation; protein phosphorylation; phragmoplast assembly. The record is from RefSeq and is a predicted model, not a curated record.
CUACAAUAUCCUCGUUUAUUUUCAAUGUAAAUCCACAUUCCCGCUCAUUCCCUUGUACCAAACAUUUGACCUUUCGUCCCCAAUCCAAAAGCCUAAUCCCUCUCUCUCUCUCUCUCUCUCUCUCUCUCUCUAAAAUUUCAAAUCUGCAAACCCUAGGAAGCAAAGCUCAGAGAUGAACCAGUACCACGUCUACGAAGCCAUUGGCCGCGGAAAAUGCUCGACUGUGUACAAGGGGAGGAAGAAGAAGACCAUCGAGUACUUCGCGAUUAAGAGCGUCGAGAAAUCGCAGAAGAGCAAGCUUCUGCAAGAAGUGAAGAUUCUUCACACUCUAGAUCAUCAAAAUAUCCUCAAGUUUUACUGGUGGUAUGAAACUUCUGCUCACUUGUGGUUGGUUUUGGAGUAUUGCGUUGGGGGUAAUUUGAUGACACUAUUAAACCAGGAUAAACAGCUACCUGAAGAGUCGAUUCAUGACCUUGGGUGUGACCUUGUUAGAGCUUUGCUGUUUUUACACUCAAAGGGAAUCAUAUACUGUGACUUGAAACCAUCAAAUAUCCUGUUGGAUGAGAAUGGCCGUACAAAGCUAUGUGAUUUUGGAUUGGCAAGAAAAUUGAGCGACAUAUCACAAAUCCCUUCUUCUUCUUUGCCGCAAGCAAAACGUGGAACACCUUGUUAUAUGGCUCCUGAGCUGUUUGAAGAAGGGGGUGUUCAUUCGUAUGCAUCUGACUUCUGGGCCCUUGGUUGUGUACUGUAUGAGUGCUAUGCUGGGAGGCCUCCUUUUGUUGGUAGAGAGUUUACUCAGCUGGUAAAAUCCAUUAUCUCAGAUCCAACACCGCCUCUACCUGGCACUCCUAGCCGUCCUUUUGUCAAUCUCAUAAAUUCUUUACUCAUAAAGGAUCCGGCAGAAAGAAUACAGUGGCUUGAACUUUGUUGUCAUGCUUUCUGGAGGACUAAGUUAACUGUAGUGCCUCUGCCUCCUCAGCCUGCUUUUGAUAAUAUGCUAGAACAAUAUGCUAAGCCAUGUCUGUCAGAGCGCAAUGGGGAUAAAUCUUCCCAAAUCAGAACUCCUAAAUAUCGCCAAAAUGAUGUUAAAGGAACUUUUAAGCAGGAUGAGAAUUCUGUUUUAGGAGCAAAAGGUCAUGAGACUCCAGUAAAGGGGACAUCUGGAGGCCGCAGAACUCAAGCAAAGGUUUCUGGCAGAGGGGUUGAUGAAAACCAAAAGGGUCCUUCUUGUGCCACUAGGGGUGUGAAUCUUUUGAGGCUCUCAAGAAUCGCAAAACAGAACCUGCAGAGGGAAAAUGAGAAGGAAAACUAUCGCAGGCCGGUGUCUACUAAUAGUUCUGAAGUCAAAAUUGAGAACACGGAUAUGGAACUUGACUUUAAUGAGAACGCAGAAGAAGACACACAGGAUGAAUCUGAUGGGUCCGAUAUCCAAGGUUGUACACCUGAUAACAAGUUUUCAAGUCAGCACCAGGGUAAUAUGGAAGAGAUGGAAAACAACUUGAACCAUUUGGAUGCCCUGCCUGUUGUUAGUACACCUGCCUCAGAUGAAUCCAAAGUUCAUAAUCAGGAACCAUCUCCCCAGAAUAUUGAAAUGGCUGCAAUUCCACCCAGUGCCAGUCCUCAAAUUAAAAAUCAGAGAUUUAAAGAAGGUUCAGGAUCGGCAGUUGACUAUGAUUCUUCAAAAUCUCCGAAUAACCUUUCACAAGUUCUUUGGCAUCCAUCAGAUCUCUCAGUCAGACCCGUGAUGCCCACCAGAAAAUCUGAUAAAAACUCGGAGGUAAUUCCUUCUCUUCCCUUUGAGGCACUGCAAGCCUCUGACUUUGUGAAGAUCUCUAAAGAGCAGUUGGAUGCACUCAGUUGUAAGAUUAUAGCCAUUUUUAAUGGGAACAGUAGCAUUGGUGAGAAGCAAAAUGUAAUUAGAUACCUUGAGAUGUUAAGCAUUAAUGCCGAUGCUGCAAAUGUCUUGACCAAUGGACCUGUCAUGCUUCUGCUGGUUAAAAUGCUCCGGCUGUCCAAGGCUUUGGCUUUACGUGUCCAACUUGCUUCACUGGUUGGUUUGUUGAUUCGACAUUCUACUUUUAUUCAAGAUGAUUUGGCAGAUUCGGGAAUUUUGGGUUCACUUGCUGAUGGCCUUAGAGACAAGCAGGAAAAGGUGAGGAGGUUUUCUAUGGCUGCUUUGGGUGAGUUACUAUUCUAUAUAUCCACCCAAAUUGAUCAUGCAGACAACAAUCCAGUAGAAUGUCCAUCAAAGGAAAGCCGGUCCACAUCUGGGUGGCAGGUGUCAAAUGCAUUGCUUUCAUUGGUUUCAUCAAUUUUACGAAAAGGAGAGGACGAUCUAACUCAAUUAUAUGCAUUGAGGACGAUAGAAAAUAUUUGCAGUCAAGCAGGGCCCUGGGCAGCUCGUUUGACUAGCCAGGACAUGAUUAAUAACCUAUGCUAUUUAUACAGGGCUGCUGGAAAACAGGAGAGCAUGAGGCUUACAGCAGGAUCAUGCUUGGUCCGUCUGGUUCGUUUUAAUCCACCUAGCAUUCAACCAUUAAUAGAGAAGCUCUCUUUAAAGGAAAUAGCAUCAGCACUUGUGAAGGGCAGUCUGCGUGAGCAGCAAAUAAGCUUAAACCUCUUAAACAUGGCCAUGCUUGGAAGUCAUAUGUUAACUAAUGUUGGCAGGUAUCUCCUCCCACUGAUGGAGGAUAAGAAUCUUGUCCCAAGUUUAGUGUCUCUUAUUGAUCAGGGAAGUGAGGUUUUGAAGGGAAAGGCACUUGUUUUCGUUGCUCUUCUUUGUAAGAGCAGUAGGAGGUGGCUGCCACAUUUUUUUUGCCAUGCCAAGUUGCUUUCUGUGGUGGACAGGCUGGUGAAAGAGAAGGACCAUUAUGUGCAGCAAUGUUUAGAGACAUCUUUGUGUGUUAUGGCGUCAACUAUACCCAGUUUACUGGAUACGAUUACUGGAGAUAUUCAGAAAACGAUGGGAGGCAGGCGCCAUGGGUAUCAAUCUCCCCUUAACAGUAGGGCUGCUCCAAAGACCAAUGUUUAUAUGUUUCCUGUACUUCUCCAUCUUCUUCGGAGCUUGUCUUUUAAGCGCAAGGUGGUGGGUGAACAGGUCCUGCAGCAGUUGGCAAAUCUAAUGAAACUCGUGGAGACACCAUUUCAGGGCAGGGACGACUUCCAGAUUACCCUUCUUCGAAUUCUUGAGUCUGUCUCAGAGGAGUCACAUGUAAUUCUUGAAAGCCCUGACGUUUUUAUUCAUGAAGUUCUCCCCAGUUUGGCUGUUCUUUAUAAGGGUAACAAGGAUGGUGAUGCCAGGUGUCUGUGCCUGAAAAUUUUGUUUGACGUGAUGGUAAUUUUUCUGAAUGAACAAUCUGAAAAUCAGCAAAGGUCCAAUGAACUGGAAUCCAUAUCCAAUAAGAAUUUUCUUCCUCUUUACCCAUCCUUAAUUGAAGAUGAAGAUCCGAUUCCCUUGUACGCACAAAAGCUUCUUGUGAUGCUUAUUGAACUUAAUUACAUCAAAAUUGCAGACAUUCUAGAUCUUAAGAUAGUCUCGCAAUGCUUUGAGUUUUUGCUCGGCGAUCUCUCAAGUGCAAAUGUGAAUAAUGUCAUGCUAUGUCUGGCUCUGACAUCAGCACCUGAAAUGGAAACCAAGUUGCUUUCUCAACUGAAGGUAGUUCGGAAAACAGGAAACCUUCUAGAGUUUGUGUGUGCAAAAGAUAUGGAAGAUUUUCUGGAACCAACCCUUGGCUUAUGCAGGGCUUUCCUUCUUCGGUCAGUGAGUGGUAGAAAAGGCUUCAUCUAUUCAAAAGAACCUGCUCUUCUAGGUGAUGCAUCUUGCGAGGCAAGCGGUGCUGAUCAGCAACAAGGCAUUAGAGAUAUCAUGGACUUCAGCAGCAACAUUGGCGUCUUACUAGAGUUGAGUAGAUCCCACGGAGUAAAUGUGGCAGAUCUAGCUUCAGAAUGCGUUGUCUUGUUGCUCAAGGCAGCUCCAAGGGAAGCCACUGCUGGUCUGCUAACUAAUCUUCCAAAAAUUACUGCAGUCCUCGAGUCUUGGCGUAGGGGCACAUCUCACUUAUUGGUGCAGCGGGUGCUGCAUGCCCUCGGUUAUUCAUGUAGGCAAUAUUUGUUACACGCAAUGAUACUGUCGAUAUCUAUACCCGAGAUCUCAAGAAUUGAAGGCAUUGUUUCUGAGCUUAAAGGUUCAGGUGUACCUGUUUUAGCCACUGCCGCUUUCCAUGUGGCUGUGGAGUUGCAACGGCUGCCUCGCUGCCUGUAAACUGUGGAGGCAAGAUGCUCGUUUCUUUUCCCUCUUUCGUAUCAUCACAAUUAUAAUCUCUCAAGUGUAACGAUUUCUUCUUUUGGCAUGCAAAUCAAUCGGCUUCUCCUGAGUUCUUGACAAAGAAUCGACAACUCAAUGAAGGUGAGUAUUUGUUCUGCAUUACGUUAGGGCCAAUCCAGCUCUGGUUGGCUUCUUGUAUAAUCUUUGCAGACUUAUAUCUCCAUUGGAUUUCAAUUUCUUUCGAUAUAUAUCUUUUUCUGGAAUUUGCUUCACUGCAAUUCGAUCAAAACUUCAUAUGCUAA